AUGGAUCGAUAUGUUACUGGGUGUUCUUGCUCAACUUCGUCCAAUUUUGUUAUUGCCGAUAAUACAAGUGCAAGAGGUUAUUAUUCAUGGGCAAGCUCAUAUACGAUAGCUGAUAAUUUCUUUCAAUCUGCUGUUGGUGCCAGUUCUGAAAACGAUAUGUAUUUUGCGACAGGUAAAUUCUUAUUUUUGGACAAUAGUGUAGUUUCACAAAAUCCUAAUCUGAAUGGCGCAUGUUGUUAUAAAGCCAAUUUCAAAAGUUAUUAUAGUACAACGAUCGCAGAUUUAUUGAACUACUGUAGUAUCCAUUGGACAUUCUAUGCUGAAGGGUAUGAUCAAAAUCCAAACAGUACUCAAUGCUAUCCAAAUUAUUACGAUGCAGCUGACAAUCCAUUUACGUAUUUUCCAAGUUUGAUAAAUUCUUCAGAACGUUAUUCCCAAAAUUUCAGAGAUUAUACCAAUUUGUAUUCUGAUAUUAGAGCUGGAAAACUUCUAGCUGUUAGUUAUGUCAAAGGAUUAGGUAUUCAUAGUGAACAUCCCAAUUAUAGUACACUAACAGCCGGUGAAAUAAUCUCACAAGAUGUCAUUAAUGCUAUAACAGCAUCGAAUACAUACAGAAAAAAUACUGUUAUAUUUUUGCUUCCAGAUGAAAGUGGUGGCUUCUAUGAUCAUGUAUCUCCACCACCAUGA
Molecule: messenger RNA, 687 nt
Organism: Rotaria sp. Silwood2
Lineage: Eukaryota; Metazoa; Rotifera; Eurotatoria; Philodinida; Philodinidae
Source: the annotation of a GenBank genome assembly